Messenger RNA from Knipowitschia caucasica, 1173 nucleotides. The record is from the annotation of a GenBank genome assembly. NCBI's taxonomy places the organism in Eukaryota, Metazoa, Chordata, Actinopteri, Gobiiformes, Gobiidae.
AUGUUCUCCACUGUACCUCGGCUCCCCUGCACAGGUACCUGUACCUCCUCUCCCCUGCACAGGUACCUGUACCUCCUCUAUGCUGCACAGGUACCUGUACCUCCUCUAUGCUGCACAGGUACCUGUACCUCCUCUAUGCUGCACAGGUACCUGUACCUCCUCUCCCCUGCACAGGUACCUGUACCUCCUCUAUGCUGCACAGGUACCUGUACCUCCUCUAUGCUGCACAGGUACCUGUACCUCCUCUCCCCUGCACAGGUACCUGUACCUCCGCUCCCCUGCACAGGUACCUGUACCUCCUCUCCCCUGCACAGGUACCUGUACCUCCUCUCCCCUGCACAGGUACCUGUACCUCCUCUAUGCUGCACAGGUACCUGUACCUCCUCUAUGCUGCACAGGUACCUGUACCUCCUCUAUGCUGCACAGGUACCUGUACCUCCUCUCCCCUGCACAGGUACCUGUACCUCCUCUAUGCUGCACAGGUACCUGUACCUCCUCUCCCCUGCACAGGUACCUGUACCUCCUCUCCCCUGCACAGGUACCUGUACCUCCUCUAUGCUGCACAGGUGCCUGUACCUCCUCUAUGCUGCACAGGUACCUGUACCUCCUCUAUGCUGCACAGGUACCUGUACCUCCUCUAUGCUGCACAGGUACCUGUACCUCCUCUAUGCUGCACAGGUACCUGUACCUCCCUCUCCCCUGCACAGGUACCUGUACCUCCUCUCCCCUGCACAGGUACCUGUACCUCCUCUCCCCUGCACAGGUACCUGUACCUCCUCUAUGCUGCACAGGUACCUGUACCUCCUCUAUGCUGCACAGGUACCUGUACCUCCUCUAUGCUGCACAGGUACCUGUACCUCCUCUCCCCUGCACAGGUACCUGUACCUCCUCUAUGCUGUACCUCUUGUCACAGUCUUUGAGGCCGUGGAGGCCCCUGAGCAGCGGCCAGCUAACCAGUCCAAAGUGCUCAUGUCCUUGGUUCCUGUUCUAUUGUCAUAUUCAUCUCGUCACAGUGACAAGACGUUCUUUAUUUCCGACUCUUGGAGACUCAGUGGAACAAACUGGCUUCAUCCACAUGUAGCAAAGUGCUGGACGCAGUCAUACGGCGCUGGGUUCAGUCUGUCCAUCGAGGACAGAACACAGACGUUAAGGCUAUUGUGCUUCCAUUUUUGA